AUGUCGGGCUUUAUUACCACAAUAAACCCGCGCACGCGAGGACCGUUCAAGCCGCAGAAAUCGAAUCGAGGCACAAGCAGCUGGCAACUCAAACAAUAUGCAGAGGCCACCCUGGGUAGUGGGAGCUUGAGGAAGGCUGUCAAGUUACCUGAGGGCGAAGACAAGGACGAAUGGCUGGCUGUCAAUAUCGUCGACUUUUACAACCAGAUCAAUCUGCUGUACGGCUCCAUCACCGAGUUCUGCUCGCCGCAAAGCUGUCCAGAAAUGAAGGCCACAGACGAAUUCGAGUACCUCUGGCAAGACAGCGAGAACUUCAAGAAGCCCACCAAAAUGCCCGCCCCGGAAUACAUCGAGCACCUCAUGGCCUGGGUCCAGUCCAACGUGGACAACGAGCAAAUGUUCCCCAGCCGCAUCGGCGUGCCCUUCCCCAAAACCUUUGCAUCCCUCAUCCGCAACAUGUUCAAGCGCCUCUACCGCGUCUACGCACAUAUCUACUGCCACCACUACCCCGUCAUCAUCGAGCUCGGCCUCGAACCACAUCUCAACACGAGCUUCAAGCACUACGUUCUGUUCAUCGAUGAGCACGGGCUGGCGAAUGGGAGUAAGGACUUUUGGGGCCCGCUGGGAGACCUUGUCGAGAGUAUGCUGAGGAGCGAUUAG
Dothidotthia symphoricarpi CBS 119687 is the source of this 660-nucleotide messenger RNA. RefSeq names its product maintenance of ploidy protein MOB2. Bases 1 to 660 code for a protein of 219 amino acids. Lineage: Eukaryota; Fungi; Ascomycota; Dothideomycetes; Pleosporales; Dothidotthiaceae. Gene Ontology annotation, cellular component: nucleus; cytoplasm. Gene Ontology annotation, molecular function: protein kinase activator activity. The record is from RefSeq and is a predicted model, not a curated record. Gene Ontology annotation, biological process: signal transduction; positive regulation of protein phosphorylation; cell division. The transcript has 4 exons.